UGGUAUUUUUUUUGGGAGCUUUGUUUUGAAUUUGGGGCCAGAGACUGGAAUAAUCUUCUGAUUAUGUAUAGCCUGCGCCUCCUGAGGAAACUGAGAGGAGUGCCUCCUACCAAUGGCCUCCGGGAAUUGGCUAGUCAGCACAAACGCCGACCCCAGCUAGGUGCCCUGUCCUCCGAUCGCCUGGAGGAAUUGAGGACUAGUUUCGUUUCGGGCCGUCAUGAGCUCAGUGCCUCCGACUGGCAGGAGGUGAGGCAAUCACUGCUUAAGAGCUACAAGCACAUUAGCGAGCACAACGUGGAUGCCGUCAUCCUAGGAGUAUGCAGUGGUCCGGGCCAACUCUCUCUGGCCAAGAACUAUGUGGAGUUCCUGCGUAGUCGGGGCUCGGAACCAAACGCUGCUUCCCUGGGGCGCCUUCUAAGAAUCUACAAUGCCGCAUACCAUGAGAGACUGCUAAGCGAUGAGGAGCAGGUUGAGGUUUGGAAGAUAUGCGAGUCCCUGCACAAGGAUCACGAAACUUUGGACGCGACCAGCUGCGAGAACAUAAUCCACGGCCUGGUUACCACCAAGGAUCACUGGAGACGGGCGCCAGCCCUUCUUGAGAUGAUGAAGGUAACCAGUUCGCCCAGCAUAGCUGCCUAUAGUGCAAUAUCCGAAAAAGCAUUCACCGAAGAAGCCCUGGACAAGCAAGAGGACCCUCUUUCCUGGCGGCUCUUAGAGGAAAUGGCGCUGGAGAGAAAGCCCCCAAAAUGUGAGGUUUAUCUUGCUUUAAUAAACCGCCUAGCCAAGGAGCCGGCAUUGGUUUCAGCGCAAUUGGAUCGUCUGUUGAACUUUCUCGAGCGCCACGAGAUUCUUGUGAGUAGGCGCGUGGCUGAAAGAUUGCUGGAGCUUGCCCAACAGUUACCCAAAUCUCUGCAUGUGUCAGACACUCUCCUUAUAGCCCCUGGAAAAUGCCAGUCUUGCCAGCAGCAUUUUCAGCCGGUGGCCAUCAGCGAUGAGCAGUUCCGCAUGUUGAGCGAGAGUUUUCUGGAGCGCGUGCUCAUCCGCAGCGACGUCUUUCAGCGUUCUACGCCCAAGGAGGUGGCUAGUUUCAAAAAGUUUGUGGACCGAACCGCUCCUUACGACUGCGUAAUCGAUGGCCUUAACGUUGCCUACUCGACGGGCACUAAGAAGUCGCCCAAACAGCUGGCGAAGUUGGUGGCUACUGUGGUCAGCCACUUCCGGGAGCAGAACAAGCGGGUCCUUGUCCUAGGACGCGAGCACAUGCGUAAUUGGUGCAAGCAGUCGAUGCACUACGUCCAAAGCAAUGCUAGUCUCUUUCUGACAAACAAUUUGUCCCAUGACGACCCCUUCCUACUUUACGCCACUCUUAAAAGCGGCUCGGAUACAGACUUCUUCUCGAGGGACUUGAUGAGGAGCCAUGCAUUUCACCUGGGUCCUGAGAUGAAGCCAAUCUUCAGGCAAUGGCAGCAACAGCACCAGUUUUCACUAGUCACCCAAACAAAAACAGGCAAGCUCAUAGUCAAGGAACCUAUACGUCACCGAUUGGUAGCACACAAAGUCACCGGCACUUGGCAUGUUCCCUAUUGCGAGGUGUACACCCCGCAUCCGUCGGACAGCUUUGAAGUGCCCCCCAACUGGCUGUGCCUGAAGCUGGGUGAACAAACCCCUCAAGAGAAGUCGAAGGAAGAGGCGCACUAGCUUCCCAAACAAAUGAUCGUUUUUUUUCGAACUUGGCACCAAAGAGUUACAAAUAAAUCGGAGUACCACCAGCAGCUCCCUAGGGAAUUA
Drosophila ananassae is the source of this 1788-nucleotide messenger RNA. It is a transcript of the gene mldr, whose product is annotated as mitochondrial ribonuclease P catalytic subunit. The record is from RefSeq and is a predicted model, not a curated record. NCBI's taxonomy places the organism in Eukaryota, Metazoa, Arthropoda, Insecta, Diptera, Drosophilidae. Gene Ontology annotation, cellular component: mitochondrial ribonuclease P complex; mitochondrion. The coding region runs from base 64 to 1698 and encodes 544 amino acids. Gene Ontology annotation, molecular function: ribonuclease P activity; protein binding. Gene Ontology annotation, biological process: mitochondrial tRNA 5'-end processing; tRNA 5'-leader removal. The transcript is spliced from 2 exons.